This is a messenger RNA of Phoenix dactylifera (date palm), 1038 nucleotides long. Its product is annotated as UPF0496 protein 4-like. NCBI's taxonomy places the organism in Eukaryota, Viridiplantae, Streptophyta, Magnoliopsida, Arecales, Arecaceae. The record is from RefSeq and is a predicted model, not a curated record.
AUGAGUCAACCACAUGAUGGGCAGUGGACCUUUUGUCCCUUUGGAAAUCCUUUUCGGAGUAUCCUUCCCAAGGGAUCUUAUCUGUCUUCAAAUCUUCUUGCCUUACUGAAUUCUUUUGAGCAAACAUUGGCAGAAAGUUUAAAAAAACUCAAGCCUAAAGAUGCUCCGGAUGUUCUCGGCUUUUCUUGGAUGAGACAUGCAAUGGAGUCCUUAACUGAGGCUCACACUAACAUUAAAACUUUAAUAACUGAUCUUCAGUUUCCUGCUUCUGACUGGGAUGAGAAGUGGAUGGACAUUUACUUGGACAGCAAUAUAAAGUUUCUUGAUAUUUGCAUCGCAUUUAGCUCUGAGCUCUCCCGGCUGGAUCAAGGGCAACUCCUGCUGCAAUACGUCUUGGAUGUUUUGGACUUCUCAAACACUUCUCCUUCAUCCGAACAACUCAAACAAGCCAGUGCAUCUCUUCAUGAUUGGAUGAAGCAAUUCAGCUCAAAGAGUCCCAGGCUUGAAAACUGUUCUUCCAUCUUACAAAGUUUUGCACAAACUCUUCAUCCGACGGAGGUCAAGAACUCUGCCAAAGGGAAGGUAUUUAUGAGGGCCUUGUAUGGAGUGAAGGUUAUGACUAUAUUUAUUUGCAGCAUCUUCGCAGCAGCAUUAUCAGGUUGCUCUGCACCGUUGGUGGAUUUGCAUGUUUCUGACAAGUUCUUGUGGGCUGAGGCCUUCAGUGACUUGCAAGCUGUUGUGAAUGAGGAAAUUAGGAGUCAAUUUUCAAGUGGAAAGGUUACCAUAUUGAAAGAGCUGGAAGCAGUUGAAAAAUAUGCAGAGAGAUUGCAUGCUUUAAUAUGUUGUGUUAGACACGAGAAAAUAGGUACACUGGCAAAAAUUAUAGACCAGGAAGAAAGACAAGAGUCUGUUUCAAAUCUAGCUGGAGCAACAGAAGGGCUUGCCAAUGGGCUUGAUAUUCUGUCAAAGCAAGUGAGCGACUUCUUCCAAAUUGUUCUAACAGGACGUGAUGCUUUGCUUUCUAACCUUAGGGAAUGA